This is a messenger RNA of Amphimedon queenslandica, 2138 nucleotides long. RefSeq names its product forkhead box protein N2-like. Lineage: Eukaryota; Metazoa; Porifera; Demospongiae; Haplosclerida; Niphatidae. The coding region runs from base 206 to 1705 and encodes 499 amino acids. Gene Ontology annotation, biological process: regulation of DNA-templated transcription. Gene Ontology annotation, molecular function: cis-regulatory region sequence-specific DNA binding; DNA-binding transcription factor activity. The transcript is spliced from 7 exons. The record is from RefSeq and is a predicted model, not a curated record. Gene Ontology annotation, cellular component: nucleus.
GCAACCGUUCCCAUCCAGAAAUAGAACAACAGAAUAACGGAGAAGAAGGAAAAGAGAGAGAUACAGAAACACGUGAACGGUCUCACUCUUCUUUACCUUUGUAUGAGAGCCCUCUUUCGUUGUAGAGGAGAGGUCUUGAUCGCCUUCAAGUGCUAAUUGUCAAUCAUCUGCCGCUUCAGAGAAGAAGGCUUAUAUCUUGUGUCACAUGGUUGGCGACGAAGAGCAAGGCUUUCCUCGGGUAGCAGACAUGUUAGCCACAUCUCACAUAACCCUCCCUAGCCUAAAACCCCCGAGUAUCCCUCUCUCUCCCUCUACCACGUCCCUUGAAGGAGUCCCCAAGCUACCGGGAGAAGAGGAAGCCUCCCUCCAUGUGUUUGGCUCCAUUUCUCGUCGAGUAGAGGACGAUGAGCUUACCAGUCUGAGCUGGCUUCAGAACCCUGGGGUACUCACCACCAUGUGUAACGCACUCACCGGCUCUCCUCACAGACUCAGCCCAAUGGGUACAAGGACUACAGCAAGACGAGGCUCGAGUUCAAAAUUAGACGAAGAGGAUCGACUCAAGUUAGGCCCGGACGGUCAACAGUUUAAGGUUCCUCGUAAAGGUACCGUGAAUUCUGCUGAGAAGAUGCUCAACGUUGUCCUGAGUGUACGAAACAAGCGUUAUAAUGGUGAAGAUGCUCACAAGCCUCCUCUCUCCUUUGCUUGUAUGAUCUUUAUGGCUUUAGAGAGUUCUCCUACCAAGACGCUACCAGUCAAGCAGAUCUAUGAAUGGGUACAGUGGAAGUUCCCAUAUUAUCAGUCGGCUUCCCCGGGCUGGAAAAACUCAAUCAGACACAACCUCUCGCUGAAUAAGUGCUUCAAGAAAGUUGAGAAGUUUUCUAAAAGGAGCAAGUCCAUCAUUACAAAGGGAGGCUUGUGGACUGUUGAUUCGUCAUACAGAGAAAGUCUCCUCUCUGCUUUGAAGCUUAACCCUUAUCAUCCUUAUCACAAGUAUUUCACUCCUCCUUACUUUCCAAGGAGUAUGAUUGCUGCCCUGAGAGAGGAAUUAGAGCUAGCAGUCUCAGAUAAAGGUCUUGAUGCUGCUGAAAGAGAUGCAGCACUGUCAAUAUGUCUUAUAAGUGGUGCUGAGAAUGGUGGGGUUGAUCCAGCUCUAGUGAGAGCCAUCUAUCACGACCACUGUUAUACUGAUUUGCCCACACCUCCUCCCUCCCCUGCACCAUCUUCAAGGAGUGGUUUGAAUCUUGAGGAGGUGCUAGCAGCAGCUGAGUUGAUAUUAGGCAAUAGUGAGGAGGUGAUGGAGACACAGAAAGAGAAUGGAGGCAGGGGAAGGAGUGUUGGGGGAAGACGUGGGAAGCGCAAGAGAAAGCAGAGCAAGAAGAAGGUGAAGAGAAGGAAUGUGAAUGGCCACAAUAAGGCUGAAGAUGAUGAAGCAUACAACAGCAGUGAGGACAAUGAUUGCGUUGAGGAUUGCAGUGGAACUGAUAUUGACUCCUCUCUGGCUGACAGUGGCUAUAAUGGGCCUUCUCCUUUAUCGCAUGAAUCAAGAUCCUCUAGUCUUGAUGAUUUAAGAGGUGCUGAUGCCUUGCUCUGUCUUGCUAAUAUUGUAGGUGAGACACAGCCACUUGAUGUAAAGGAGGCCACAGUGUCACAUGGUAGCAGUACUGCUUGUGUGAGGAGGUCCACUCGUACUGGGAAGGUAUUCUAGUGUAUUACUACAACCAUCGGCUGCAUUUUGUAAUUAUCGCUAUUUUGAAAAGAGAGAAAUUAUCUGGAAUAAAGAUUAUAAUAAAAAUAAUAACUAUUAUUGGUUCUUUUCUAUUGAUAUUAUUUUUGAUUUUUCUUUGAUUUCUAAUUCCCUGGAUAAUAUUGACAUUUUUAUAAGUUUAUAUAUUUAUUAUUGUUGUUUUUGUUGGUUUGUCCUCAUCCCUCUUCUCUAUUCUUUCUCUCCCUCUCUCUCUGAAUCAAAUGUCAUUAUCUUUAUUUGUGUGUGUGUGUGUGUGUUUUCAAACUGGUCACUGUUUUGUGUGUUGUGGUGUACGUGCAAUCAGUAUUUGUCUUUUCAUGAAUCAUUACUUUCUCUCUGUUAGUUUUGUACCAUUCAUUAAAGUUGUUCCCUUUUUCUAAAAAAUAAAAUUUAA